Cydia pomonella (codling moth) is the source of this 732-nucleotide messenger RNA. RefSeq lists its product as uncharacterized. The record is from RefSeq and is a predicted model, not a curated record. NCBI's taxonomy places the organism in Eukaryota, Metazoa, Arthropoda, Insecta, Lepidoptera, Tortricidae. The transcript is spliced from 3 exons. The coding region runs from base 106 to 612 and encodes 168 amino acids.
UCACGUUGACUUUAGAACGCAGUGAUUGACUUUUAUUGUUCACUUUCAUCACGUUGUUGUUCGGUUUUGGUUCAGUUUUAUAAAUAUCGUAGAACUUCUAUAAUUAUGUCCCUUGUACUUACGAAAGCUGCUUUAGCACUCAAAAACGCAGAGAACAAUUUUCAAUUUGUCAAAUUCGAAGCGCAUAAACCAAAAAAGAAGCAAGUAGAAGCAGACAAGAAGUUGAAAGUUAGCCAAAAAGAAUUGAAUCAAAAGAAAGACCUAGAUCUUAAGAAAAUCAGACAUGAAGUAGUGAAAUUUGGUAUGUCAGGGUUCGACCCAUCGAAGAAAGAAGAAGCUAGGAUUGCACUAGCGGUUAGUUUAGGAGCCAAACCACCUAAGAAGGAAUAUCUCAACUACAAGGAACUGAUGCAGAAGAGGAAACAGGAGAAACAGAAGGAGCAAGAAGAGAAGCAGAUUAUGAGAUCAAAGAGCAUGAUGCAGAGCGGUGGAAAGAAGAAGAAAAAGACUGGAAAUGAUAUUGGGCACUUGUUAGACACAUACGGGAAGGUACAGAAAAAGGACUUGAAGAAAAAAGAUGGACCAAGUACUAAAAAGAAGCGCAAGAAGUGAUUCUUUACUUUUUAGUAACUGUGUACGAAUUACUUUCUGAUAGAUACAGUUAUGUGGUAUUUUCUAUUUUGCCUUUAUGCUUUUUCUGCAAAAGACAAAUUAAAUGUUUAAGAAGUAUGA